GCCUUUCCCCCCUUUCGUACUCUCUUUCAUAUUCACCAUGCACUUCUCCACCAUCUUCGUCGCCGUCGCCUCCCUUGCGACCUCCGCGCUCGCCGCCACCUCCGGGACUGGCGAUGCUACCUUCUACGAGGCCGGUCUCGGCGCGUGCGGCAUCUCUAACACCGACGCGGACUUCAUCGUCGCCAUCGACGCCCAGACGUUCGACACCUUCCCCGGCGCCGGUGCGAACCCCAACGCGAACCCGAUCUGCCACAAGCAGCUCACCGCGACCGGCCCCGACGGCAAGACCGUGUCCGUGCUCGUGACGGACCGGUGCGCGGGCUGCGCACCCGGCAGCAUCGACCUCACGCCCACCGCGUUCCAGCAGCUCGCGUCGCUCGACGUCGGCCGUCUGCACGGCGUCACCUGGACGCUGGCGGCCUGAGCGCUCCCUGCCGCCCAUCCCGCCCCGUCGGGGGGCCUGGCGCGCCCUGGGUGAGGACGAAGACUUUUCAGAGGAUAUGUUCAUGGUGAUUAUGACCGCCCGUGAUGAUGUACGACUUAGGCUACUGUUUAAUGGAUUGUGGUGAAAGUGA
Molecule: messenger RNA, 575 nt
Organism: Trametes versicolor FP-101664 SS1
Lineage: Eukaryota; Fungi; Basidiomycota; Agaricomycetes; Polyporales; Polyporaceae
Exons: 3
Coding region: 38-424 (128 amino acids)
Source: RefSeq, a predicted model, not a curated record